Molecule: messenger RNA, 1290 nt
Organism: Fonsecaea erecta
Lineage: Eukaryota; Fungi; Ascomycota; Eurotiomycetes; Chaetothyriales; Herpotrichiellaceae
Exons: 4
Coding region: 1-1290 (429 amino acids)
Source: RefSeq, a predicted model, not a curated record
AUGUCUGCGUCGGAGGAAAAUCUCGCGCCCGAGAUCCAGUACAUGGUCGUGGGAGUGUUGGUGGCAGAAUUUGAGAGGUUGAGCAACCCAAUCUGGUCGCGAGAACACAAGGCCGACAUAUACUGUGUUCUCUCUACGCUGUUGUCCGUAAGGCUAACUUGCCGAGGCUUCAGCCAGGCCGGCAUCAUCAAGGCGGCCGUGUUUAAGGAGGUCACGCUGCAGGCCACGCGACUUAGCUUCAACUGCCUUCGGCCCUCCAGCCUCUUGUCCAUCGCGCCCUUUGUGAGAAAGACCAGUUUUCUCCCGACACCAUUUUCCACCAGCCUCGACCUCAAGGGUUUCACUAGAGCGCUUGAGAUCCUGUCGCAGCAUGAAUCCGACCUGCCUGUUCGAGGCCGCAAGCACGUGGAAGGACACUGGGGCGCCAUCCCGACAACGGAAUCUGAAGUUGCGGCGGCUUUCGGAAACCACCGUGGAAAAGCACGCGUGGAUGAAUAUAUUAUGAAUAGCGGCGAGCUACACCCUCUCGAUCCAAGCGAAGAUUCGGGUGCCGGUGACGGCCAGAUGUUCACGACGGCAAUACAGUGUCUUGAAUCUUCCUGCAUGGACAUCAACGCUAUUUUCAUCCACCGAACCCUCGCGCAGCACUUCAGCAUCACGCCGCCGCCUUCGUGGAACCUGCUGGAUCUCAGCAGACUCGAGACACUCAAAUUCCCGGACCUGGUAAUCGAGGAGCACGACAACGAGUACGACCUCAUGGAACGAGACGCAGCGGCCGAAUUUUGCUUGACCUCGCUCCUUCAAAAGCCUCUCCCGAACCUAAGAGAGUUGAGUGUUGACCGCUACGUGCCAUUUCCUCGCUUGACAUUGCCGUCUCUGUCGCCGAUUACACUCCCGCGACUUCGCACUCUCACCCUCGGGGGCAUCCUGCUCGGUAUUGAACACCUCACAGAUAUCGUCACAAGCUGCACUGCGCUGCGAGAGGUGUCACUGAGAGACUGCCAUCCUCAGGGCCCUGACGGACUUCGGCUGGAGGAUCCGACGAAUGAGGAGUGGCAGCCGCUAUUCAACGCCUUGUCUCAUCAUCCGACAUUGAGGCGUUUCACAAUUGCCGAGAGGUGGGAUGCAAGGAACAACGAAGGCGAGAUCGUUUCGCCUUACAUGCUCAACAACGUCGGCGUCGAAACCUAUCGGGUCAUGCUCCAGACUGGGAUGUCGGCCGGAUGGGACGAAGACGCUGGGGGAAUAUGGGAUGCGGCUCUGCAGGUCUACCUUGCGCAACAGCAGUGA